ACGUCACGCAGAACACACAACACGGAAGCGAGGGAUUACCGUCGUCCGCUACUGACCCUGCUCCCGUCAAAAAGGUCUCCCAUGUGCACCGAUGUGUCUGACAGGGGAAGGUUUGUCACUUUUUCUGUGACGAUGAUGAACACUUAGUUAGUCCUAUCAGUACUCCAAUGGAAGCUCCAGUCACAGCUCCGCCCCCCCCUAACUCCUCCACCCAGCCCGCGCCCAUCCCCCUGCGCCCGGCCGUGGCCCCGUCGGUGCAGCUGGGCUUCACCAUCCUCUACACCUCUCUGUACGCCGGACUCUUCCUGGUGGUGUACGCCCAGCUGUGGCGCCUCUACCUGUACAGACACAAGACAUGGAGCUACCAGAGCGUCUUCCUGUUCCUCUGCCUGCUAUGGGCGGCCCUCCGCACCACCCUCUUCUCCUUCUACUUCUGUAACGCUCUGGAGGCCAACCACCUGCCUGCGGCCGCGUACUGGCUACUCUACUGCUCCCCCGUCUGCCUGCAGUUCUUCACCCUCAGCCUCAUCAACCUGUACUUCACUCAGGUGUUACUCAAAGUGAGAGAGACGUACAGCUCAGACGUGGACAGAGGAAUAUGGCUGGCGCGCUGCAUGUACGGUGCGAUGAGCGCUCUCUUCUUCUGCGUGAACGUGGUCUGUGCGGCUCUCAGGGACGGGGAGGGUGGAGGGUCUGGGGAGCGGACCUGGAAUCUGGUCCUGGUUCGAGUCCUGGUCAACGACUCGCUCUUCAUCCUGGACGCGGUGCUCCUGGCCGCUCUGCUGAUGCUGCUGGCCCGCCACUCACACUCCACCAACCCCUACCUGAUCAGCAAGGGCACCACGGUGUGUCGUACAGCUGCACUGGGAGCAGCGGUGAUCUUAUUGUUCUCCAGUCGAGCCUGCUACAACCUGACGGUGCUCAUCCUGUCUCAGAGCCAGCGGGUGGAGUCCUUCAACUUCGACUGGUACAACGUCUCCGACCAGGCUGACCUGCGCAGUGAGCUGGGCGACGCAGGCUACCUGGCCUUCGGUGCCAUCCUCUUCAUCUGGGAGCUGCUCCCCACCGGCCUCCUCAUCCUCAUCCUCAGAGUGCGCCGGCCUGCUCAAGAGAGCAGCAGCAUGGCUGUCAACAACAGGGUCUUACCUCGACCGUAUUUCUUUGACGACCCUCAAGGUAGCGAUGAGGAUGCUCCGAUGCCGUGGGCACCCGCCUCCCACCCACACGCAAGCUGGUACGGAUCAGAGAGCGCUCCUCUCCUGUUCGCCAGCAAACCUCCAGACCAGAUCCACCAGCACCAUUCCUUCUACUCCACCCCCCAGAACUGACCCCCACCCCCCCCACCUUCAGAACCUACCCAGACUCCUCUCCACCAUCCGGGUCAGCGUGUCCUCCAGCACAGGCCACACACAGCCAGCAGCCCCCCCCCCUGUGAACUCCUCUUGCACUGAGAUCCUCAGGAACUCAUCCGACAAACAGAGAAAAAGCACCUUGUAGAAUUUGAACAGAGAAUAUAUUGACAUUCUUUCUCGGCUCAAAGGGAACAAACUGGAUGGGAGACGCCAUGACCGACAGAUAUUGUGCUCAGUGAUCUCCUUUUUAAAGGGUAACGUGUGGUUUACAAUGUGUUCGCUUAUAUAUGAUACGUUCUUGUUCGAUUGUUUUUGUAACUAGCUCUUACAAUCCCGAAAAAUUGCACAUUUAGCUUCUAUAGCAUUCCUUAAAAUGAAUGCACAUAAAGUAGUUUAUAAGCUUGGUGACAACCACUGGAAAUAAUUAUAAAUCUUUUGACAAUGUUUCAUUAUGAUGUUUCAUUAUGAUCAGCAGGUUGACUUUUUUUAUGUACAUUUAGCAAUUCUUUUUAAGUUAAUUUGUAUUCCUUCCCUGUAUGAUUGUAUAUUAGUUUGACAUUUUAAGUUAUUUUAUAUCUGCACUUCAAUCAAAUGUUAUUUUACUUCAUGUUUACUGGAAAGAGGCUUCCUCAUAGCGAGUCACUGUCAUGUGUUUACCGCAUGAUUGAUAUUUGACUGUGUAAACAACAGACCAAUAAAGAAACUUUAAAGAGUU
Messenger RNA from Notothenia coriiceps (black rockcod), 2067 nucleotides. RefSeq names its product G protein-coupled receptor 137 (gene gpr137). The record is from RefSeq and is a predicted model, not a curated record. Gene Ontology annotation, biological process: positive regulation of TORC1 signaling. Gene Ontology annotation, cellular component: lysosomal membrane. The transcript is spliced from 8 exons. Lineage: Eukaryota; Metazoa; Chordata; Actinopteri; Perciformes; Nototheniidae. The coding region runs from base 168 to 1328 and encodes 386 amino acids.